AUGACCUAUGAUGUCAAAUUCUUCGAUACACAUCCAAUUGGUGCUCUUCUUACUGUUCUUGGUGAAGAUACUUCAGUUAUUCAAGAAUGUUUCGGAACAACGAAGUGUUUACAAGUCCAAUUGUUCGGCCAGUUCUUUAUUGGCCUUAUUUGGGUUUUGGCCCUUUCCUGGAGAUUAGGUUUGAUUAUGUUGGCUCUUGUUCCUGUUGUCAUCAUUAUCAUGCUUGUCUUCCAUCCAUUCAUCCACAAGAACGCCAUCAUGCGUUUCAAGAACUUCUCAAACGCUAUUACAAUCGCAGAAGAAACAAUUGCGGCCAUUAGAACAAUCCGUGGCUUCAACCGUGAAGAAGAGGACACAAGACGUUUCGUUGAGAAGAAUGAAGAAGCUGCUCACUUCGAACGUAACAUUGUUUAUCUUAUUGGUACAAUGUUCUUUGUUGUUUUCAUUCUCGUUUGGGCUGUUGUUCUUGGCAACCUUUACUACGCAUCCAAACUCGUUGGAACAAAGGAAAACGGCAGAAACUUCGAUCCAGGUAUGAUGUUCUCUGUUUUUGGUAUGACAAUGAUGGGUUGCAUGGGUCUUGUCUUCUUCGAGAACUCAAUCCAAGCAGAACAACGUGCUGUCACCGCUGCAAAUCGUGUUGUCCAGUUAUUAGACUACCAAUCCGACAUCAAUUUCGAUGGUGGAGAGAAAUACGAUGAUUUCAAGGGCCACAUCAAGUUCCAGAAUGUUUCAUUCUGCUAUCCAACACGUAAAGUCAUGGCAUUGAACAAUGUCACCUUUGAAAUCAAGCCAAAAGAACAAAUUGCGUUAGUUGGCCACUCAGGAUCCGGUAAAUCCACAUAUGUACAACUUAUUGAGCGUUACUACGAUGUUACAGAGGGAAUCAUUACAAUUGAUGGCCACAACAUCAAAGAUCUCGAUCCAAGAUGGUUACACAGGAAGAUUGCCUUGGUUUCACAAGAGCCAACAUUGUUCCAAGCUUCAGUUAAAGAGAAUGUCUGCUAUGGAGUUACAGAUCCAAAGACAGAUGAUGAAGUUUGGGACGCAUUGGAAAUAGCAAAUGCAAAGAAGUUUGUUACAAAGUUUGAUAACAAACUGGGUCAAAUGGUUGGAGAUAGAGGAAGUACAGUUUCUGGUGGACAGAAGCAGAGAAUUGCCAUUGCAAGAGCUGUCAUUAAAGAUCCAACAAUUUUAGUUUGCGAUGAAGCAACAUCAGCCUUGGAUGCAGAAUCAGAAAAGAAAGUUCAAGCAGCUCUUGAUAAGAUCCUUGAAACAAGAACAGGUGUUAUUGUUGCUCACAGAUUGUCAACAAUUAGAAAUGCUACAAGAAUUUACGUUUUUGAUGCAGGACAAAUUGUUGAAGAAGGAAGACACGAUGACUUGGUUCAGAAGAAGGGACACUACUGGAAUUUGGUAAAGAGACAGUUGAAGAAGAGCGAAGAUGAAGAAAAUAAGAAUAAGAUCGAAUUACCAAAGGUUGACAAUGAAGAAAUAAAGGAUGAAAAACCUAAAGUUGAAGAGAAACCAAAAGUUGAAGAAAAACCUGAGGAACCAAAGAAAGAAGAAGAAAAGAAGAAAGAUAAGAAGAAGAAAGAAGAAGAAAGAAGAAAAGGAAGAAGAGUUAGAGGAAUUAUCUGGUUCUUAUUCUUAUUCAUAUUCUAA
This is a messenger RNA of Trichomonas vaginalis G3, 1665 nucleotides long. RefSeq names its product ABC transporter type 1, transmembrane domain domain-containing protein. The transcript has a single exon. Bases 1 to 1665 code for a protein of 554 amino acids. NCBI's taxonomy places the organism in Eukaryota, Parabasalia, Trichomonadida, Trichomonadidae. Gene Ontology annotation, biological process: transmembrane transport. The record is from RefSeq and is a predicted model, not a curated record. Gene Ontology annotation, molecular function: ABC-type oligopeptide transporter activity; ATP binding; ATP hydrolysis activity. Gene Ontology annotation, cellular component: membrane.